This is a messenger RNA of Nematocida major, 738 nucleotides long. RefSeq lists its product as uncharacterized. Gene Ontology annotation, molecular function: histone binding. Gene Ontology annotation, biological process: CENP-A containing chromatin assembly; DNA replication-dependent chromatin assembly. Bases 1 to 738 code for a protein of 245 amino acids. Gene Ontology annotation, cellular component: nucleoplasm. The record is from RefSeq and is a predicted model, not a curated record. The transcript has a single exon. Lineage: Eukaryota; Fungi; Microsporidia.
AUGGAGAGAGUUCUUGAAGAAAUACAGACGGAGUACGCGGAUAUAAAACAGGCGCGCGCGCUGAUGGUUCAGAGCGACUUCUCUCGGGCUUCCGAAAUAUACUCACAGAUUCUGGCGGAGAUGUCUGCGAAGGAGGCAGAGGACAGCCUGAAGAUGUGCGCCGUGUAUUUGGAGUACUCAAAGUGUUUGUUCCUGUCCAACGACAAGCUCGUGCUAAAUCCGGAGAUAGAAGAGGACAACGAGUAUCUGGAAGACUUGGGGAUUGCCUGGGAGGUGCUGGAGAUCGCCAAAAACACGUUCAGGAAAAGCCAGUUCACAGAAGAGCUCAUAAAGGUGCACAUUCUCUUAAGCGACAUUGCGCAGGAGACAAACAACUUUGAAAGCGCGCUGGAAGACCUCACAGAGGCGCACGCGCUUCUGAAGGGGAAAAGCACAGACGACUCGAGGCUCCCAGAUAUCUCCUUCCGGAUCGCAAUCGCGCACGAGGAGCUGGGAAACACCGAAAAGGCGAUAGAGAUGCUGGAGCAGCUGCUGGAGAUUCUGGGCAAGUCUUCCAGCAUAGAAGGCACUGCCGAGAUCAUGGAGGAGGUCCGGGAGAAAAUUGACCGGAUAAGAAACCCCGAGAAGUACAAGCUCUCUCUAACGAAGGUGCAGAAAGUUGUGGAAAAGGAUCAGCCUGUGCAAAAGAUAAAGCUUGGAAAGUCUGGAAAGGCCCCCUCGGACAAACAGGAAGAAUAA